AUGGAUAAAACUGCCAUUGUAGCAGACGGCGUGGCGUCAGAGCCAGACGGCUGCAGUUACCAGGAUGUCUUGAACCACCUGGGCCUGAAUCGAAGCAACGAGCUUUUCUCCAUGACGCGGCCCGUCAAGUACUACAAGAAGGCGACUCGUGUGUCCCUGGAAGUGCUGCUGUACGCUAUCCUUAACGUGGUGGAGAAGGAGCAGAAGUUUGUUCCUUAUGUCUGGACCGUCAUGAGGUGGCACAACGAAUUCAUCUCCUGGGAUCCUCAAGAGUUCUGCGGGAUCAGUAAUGUGUCUCUUCCCGUUGGCAUUUUGUGGAAGCCGGAUCUCACCAUCGAGGAGAUGGCGGAGAAGGACAAAGCCCCCCCGAAUCUUUACCUGACCAUCAGCGCCGACGGCCUGGUGGAGGUCACAAACGACCAAGUGCUGUUCAGCAUGUGUCGCAUGAACAUCUACAAUUUCCCCUUCGACAUACAGAGAUGUAAUCUCUCCUUCAAGUCUAUCAUACACUCAGCCAAGGAAAUGCGCCUGCAGCCGAGCAACAACUCGUCCCAGGCCACCGAGUGGUCGCGCGAUUUGAUGCCCACGCAGUUCGAGUGGAUCUUCCUCAGCAUGAAGGUGACCGCCAUCAGCGCCAGCUGCCCGGACCACCAGGAUGUCAUCAUCUACACGAUUACCAUGCGGAGGAAACCCAUCUUGUACAUCAUCAACUUCCUGCUGCCCGUCCUCUUCUUCCUGGCUCUGGACUUGGCCUCCUUCCUUAUCUCGGACUCGGGAGGCGAGAAGCUGAGCUUCAAGGUCACCGUGAUGCUGGCCGUCACCGUGCUGCAGCUCAUCCUCAACGAGAUCCUGCCCUCCUCCUCCAACUCCAUCCCUCUCAUCGCCGUGUACUGCAUCGGCAUCUUUGCGCUGAUGCUGCUCAGCCUGCUGGAGACCAUCUUGGUGAUGCACCUGUUGGAGAAAGACAACAAAAGUGGCGACGACGACGUGGCCGCCGACGGACACGGAAGAAGCGACGAGCGUAACAUCAAACCCGACUUCCACAAGCAACAUGGAGAGGCGAACGCUUGGACGCAGUGUGGAAUCAUUUACUCGAUGCCUGAAACUCCAACUGAAGUGAUGCCGGACCAGGGUGGCGCCCUGUGCCAAAUGCUGGAAAAGCUGUCAGAUGAGCUGAGGCAGAUGGAAAGAGCGAUGACCCUGCUGCUCAACGGCAGGAAGGAGAAGCGCAAGAUGGGUUACUGGGCGCAAGUGGCAGGCAGACUCAACAGAAUCUUCUUCAUCAUCUAUCUGACUGUGGUCAUCAUCUUUUUGAGUAUUCUCUUUUCCAAGUGGACCAGUGUCUAGCGCUAAAGUUAUUAACACACAUUACUGCCUGUAUUCUGUGUCUAUGUGUGUUUGUCUGCGCUGUCUUUGCUGAGCAUGAUCAUACAGAAUAAAUAUAGGGAAAACAUCUGCUUGCAACUUUAAUGUUGGUCAUCAAGACCGGCGGUGAAUUACAAAAAAUCAAGCACUAUAUUAUGUUUCCAACUGGAGUAUUUUCCAGUGCCAAAAAAGCAUGGUGAGUCUCGCCACAACACACUUCAAAUGAAAACAACACAUUUUUUGUUGCACUAUUCUUGCAAUGAAUACAACACCAUUUCGACAUGAAAACAACACAUUUUGUCAUUAAGAUGCAAGUUUUGAUUGAUUGAAUUUUGGAAUGAAAAUCACGUUUUGAUACAACCAUGCAAUUCUUGCAAUGAAAACAACGUUAUUUUGUCAUUAAAACACUAGUUUAAAAUUUAGCCAUGAAAAUGUUAUAUUAUGAAAUAAAAAUGAUGAACAUGGCCAUGAAAUCAACAUUUUAACAUCAAGACAUACUUUUCAAUGAAAACACUACAUUUAGUCAAUACAAGUUGUAUUUUGAAAUUACAAUGAUGAAUAUGACCACAAAAACACUAUUCGUGCAAUGAAAAUGAUUUAUUUUGUUGCAAAACUACAAAAACUACAUAAGAGUAUUUGGGCACAAAAAAACAAAGAAACUAAAAUAUUUUGCCAAAAAACAGACAAACUCUUUGCCAUAAAAACAAAAUACUUUGUCCCAAAGCCACUAUUUGUGCAUUAACAAGAAAGUGUUUUCAUCUUGUAAUGAAACCUACAAACACAAUAUCCCAAUUCAAUAUCAAACACAAAGAGAAAACGAGGGAGCCAUAUUUGAGUGUUAAAGUGGUCAGUCAGACAGACAAGAAUGAAUGUGGCCACAAAUGAGGCGGUAACGAGCAUCGACUGGCGCCAUGAUCGCAUUUGCCAUUUGGACUCAAAUGUGGCCCAGCCCCUUUUUUUUCCCCCUUUCAUAUUUCCAUACGGA
This is a messenger RNA of Phyllopteryx taeniolatus (common seadragon), 2350 nucleotides long. RefSeq names its product 5-hydroxytryptamine receptor 3A-like. The record is from RefSeq and is a predicted model, not a curated record. Gene Ontology annotation, molecular function: extracellular ligand-gated monoatomic ion channel activity; transmembrane signaling receptor activity; neurotransmitter receptor activity. The transcript is spliced from 10 exons. Lineage: Eukaryota; Metazoa; Chordata; Actinopteri; Syngnathiformes; Syngnathidae. Bases 1 to 1347 code for a protein of 448 amino acids. Gene Ontology annotation, cellular component: synapse; membrane; neuron projection. Gene Ontology annotation, biological process: monoatomic ion transmembrane transport; signal transduction; chemical synaptic transmission.